Periophthalmus magnuspinnatus is the source of this 1146-nucleotide messenger RNA. RefSeq names its product tropomyosin 3 (gene tpm3). Gene Ontology annotation, molecular function: actin filament binding. Lineage: Eukaryota; Metazoa; Chordata; Actinopteri; Gobiiformes; Gobiidae. The record is from RefSeq and is a predicted model, not a curated record. The transcript has 10 exons. Gene Ontology annotation, biological process: actin filament organization; muscle contraction. The coding region runs from base 92 to 946 and encodes 284 amino acids. Gene Ontology annotation, cellular component: actin filament.
UCGAAUACACUUCAAACUGUCACUGUUCACAACCAUCCUCUGAGCCCACAACCACUCGUCCUCUGCCCGAGACCCAAGCCCCGCGCUCAAAAUGGAGGCCAUCAAGAAGAAAAUGCUCAUGCUGAAGUUGGACAAGGAGAAUGCCCUGGACCAGGCAGAGCAGGCCGAAUCAGACAAGAAGGCAGCGGAGGAGAGGAGCAAACAGCAUGAGGAUGAGCUGCUCCAGAUGCAGAAGAAGCUAAAGUCCACAGAGGACGAGCUGGACAAGUACUCAGAGGCUCUGAAAGAUGCUCAGGAGAAGCUGGAGGUGGCUGACAAAAAGGCGGCUGACGCCGAGGCAGAGGUGGCCUCUCUGAACCGUAGGAUCCAGCUGGUGGAGGAGGAGCUGGACCGGGCCCAGGAGAGACUGGCCACAGCGCUGCAGAAACUGGAGGAGGCAGAGAAGGCGGCUGACGAGAGUGAGAGGGGGAUGAAGGUCAUUGAGAACAGAGCUCUGAAGGAUGAGGAGAAAAUGGAGCUUCAGGAGAUCCAGCUGAAGGAGGCCAAGCAUAUCGCUGAGGAUUCCGACCGCAAGUACGAGGAGGUGGCCCGUAAGCUGGUGAUCGUGGAGGGUGAGCUGGAGCGCACAGAGGAGAGGGCAGAGCUAGCCGAGGCGAAAUGUGCCGAGCUGGAGGAGGAGUUGAAGAACGUCACCAACAACCUGAAAUCUCUGGAGGCACAAGCUGAGAAGUACUCUCAGAAGGAGGACAAGUAUGAAGAAGAGAUCAAGAUCCUCACUGACAAGCUCAAAGAAGCAGAAACACGAGCAGAGUUUGCAGAGAGGUCUGUAGCCAAACUGGAGAAGACCAUUGACGACCUGGAAGACGAGCUGUAUGCUCAGAAGCUCAAGUACAAAGCCAUCAGUGAGGAGCUCGACCACGCUCUCAACGAUAUGACGUCCAUUUAAAGAAGCCAUCGUGCUUGUGCUCCCUCCUCUUCAGGCUGGAUUCAGAACAAGUCCAUCAGAGGGGCAGAAUACACACAGUGGAUCAACAUGUCAAAUAUAACACACAGCUUUAUUUACUCAUAACCUGUUCCAUUGGAUGACAGUUUCGGUCUUACUAUCAGCAUUUGUAAUUUUACUAUUAAAGUUUAAAAUAAGUAAAA